This is a messenger RNA of Leptopilina boulardi, 1854 nucleotides long. It is a transcript of the gene Srr, whose product is annotated as L-threonine ammonia-lyase. The record is from RefSeq and is a predicted model, not a curated record. NCBI's taxonomy places the organism in Eukaryota, Metazoa, Arthropoda, Insecta, Hymenoptera, Figitidae. Gene Ontology annotation, molecular function: threonine deaminase activity; L-serine ammonia-lyase activity. Gene Ontology annotation, biological process: L-threonine catabolic process; L-serine catabolic process. The coding region runs from base 249 to 1544 and encodes 431 amino acids. The transcript is spliced from 6 exons.
UCUUAGAUAAGUUUUUAACUGUCUUAUUGUUUCUUAUAUAUAUAUACAUAUAUAUACGACAAAAGACAUGAAAAAAAAAUAAAUAUAAAAUUCUAACAGUCAAGGUCAAUGUAAAUAAGAAUUAUUUUCCAAGCAUUUUGAAUUAAGAGUAAUUACUUCAGUUUGUGAGUAUUAAAUGUGUAAUUAUAUAGCAAGAAAAUAUUGAAGAAAUAAAGUUUAUAAUAAGUCCAAAAUUAUAAUUUUCAAAAAUGAUUGAGAGUAACGAUUUGAUAGAUCCAUUCUGCAUGGAAGAUAAUCCAUUGAAAAUAACUUUUGAGGAUAUUACAUCCGCUGCAUUUAAAACUAAAACAGGAGUAAUUAAUACACCAUGUGUGCAAUCGAGACUUUCAGAAAUGACUGGAAUGGAUCUUUAUUUAAAAAAAGAUUUUUUACAAGUAACAGGAAGUUUUAAGGAACGUGGUGCACGAAAUGCUCUUUUAAAAUUAUCCGAUAGUCAAAAAAAGAAUGGAGUAAUAUCUGCAUCAUUGGGCAAUCAUGCAUUGGCACUUUGCUAUCAUGGUUUAUCACUUGGAAUUCCAGUAACUGUUGUAAUGCCUGUGGUAGCGCCAAUAAUGAAAAUUGCAUCAUGUCAACAAUAUCGUGCCAAUGUAAUAGUAAAAGGCGUCGAUAUGGGUGAAGCAAAAAAAGAAGCACUCAAAUAUGCUAAAGAAAAGGGAUUAAUUUACAUUAAUGGAUACGAUCAUCCAGAUAUAAUGGCAGGUCAAGGAACACUUGGUUUAGAAAUAAUGGAUCAAGUUAAAAAUAUUGAUGCAGUUGUUGUACCAAUAGGUGGAGGUGGUCUUAUUGCUGGAGUUGCAUUGGCUAUAAAAACACUUCUUCCAAAUGUUACCAUAAUUGGUGUGGAAUCAGAAAGAUGUCCUAGCUUUUUUUUGGCACGUCAAAAUGAUAAGCCAACAUUUACGGCUAUUCAAUCAACAUUAGCUGAUGGUUUGGCAGUACCAAUGGUUGGUUAUAAUGCAUUUGCAACAGCUAAUCCUCUAAUUGAUAAACUUGUUGUUGUUAAAGAAGAAUGGAUUGCCAUUGCAAUUUUGAGAUUAGUUGAAAAUGAAAAAUGCAUUGUUGAAGGUGCUGGUGCUACAGGAUUGGCGGCAAUUCUUUCUGGCCAAUUGGAUGAAUUGAGAGGAAAAAGAGUAGUCCUACCACUUUGUGGUGGUAAUAUUGAUACAACAAUACUUGGUAGAUGUUUAGAAAGAGGUCUUGCUGCUGAUGGACGUCUUGUUAAAUUUUCAGCACAAGUCUCCGAUAGACCAGGAGGAAUUGCAGAAUUAUGUACAUUAUUGGCGAGUAUUGGUGUUUCAAUAAAAGAUAUUAUACAUGAACGAGCAUGGAUAAUGUCAGAUAUUUUUAGUGUUGAUGUAAAAGUUGUUUGUGAAACAAGAGACAAAGAACAUGCUCAACAGCUUAAAAUGAUAUUAAACAAAAAUUAUUCAAAAGUUAUUUUUGGAAUAGAUGACAUUGUUCCGUCUCUAUCAUCCAUAGAAUAAAAUAGAUCAAUUUUGAAAUUUUUUAUUAUGGUUCUAAUAAUCGUUUAUUGGGAAAUGAAAUGCGAUUUAAAAUUUUUUGUGAAGCAGUAUUUCUAAUCGUCGAUAAGGUUAAAUUUUAUUGAAAUCAAAAAUGUUUUUACAUUAACUAUUAAUAUUAGAAAUUAAGAAAAACAGUUUUCAAUAUAAGAAUCAAAAAUUGAAAAAAAAUUGAAAAUUCAUAUUUCUAAAAUGAAGAAACGACAACAAGCUUCUAAAUUUUUACAUUUACAUUGUAUCGCAAUUGAUAAUAAAUUAAUAGCUUUUUCUUUUA